AUGACGACAGAUCUUAUUGUUCCGAGCAAGAGACCGCGAGCCCCGAGCUUCUCCGAUAAGCAUCCUGAUGAUACUCACACCGCCGCCCUUUCGGAUUGGUUGCCUGAUCAGAGAGAUAUGGCGGCUGCCGAUCAGGUUCACCUCAGCAACUUUCUUGACCUAUGCCGUUUCUGCAAGAAGAGCUUACGUCACGACCAGGACGUUUUCAUGUACGGCUACUUGGGGGCAUUCUGUUCCAAAGAAUGCAGAGCGAAACAGAUGGCAUGCGACAUCUUUAUGGAAUUUCCUCGACGUAAAGUAAACCCUAAGAAGGGAAGAAGAACGUCCAAUGAUGAAGCCUUGGACAGGAACACUUCAUCGUCAUCACGCUUUUAUAUAUGAUAUGCAGUCAUGGUGAUGCUAUGCACGUGUACAUGUUCAAUUGUUUCAUCAGUGUAGAUGGAGACGAGUGCACCAAGCCCAUUAUAUAGUCUCGUUUUUUUUAGGGGGAAUUUAUUGGCUUACCACUCACUCUCCAAGUUGGCAUCGGCAUUACUAUUACAUCUGUGUCGGUCAACUUUCUCUUUUUUUUUUUCUUUCUUUCUAGGA
Molecule: messenger RNA, 588 nt
Organism: Camelina sativa (false flax)
Lineage: Eukaryota; Viridiplantae; Streptophyta; Magnoliopsida; Brassicales; Brassicaceae
Product: FCS-Like Zinc finger 16-like
Source: RefSeq, a predicted model, not a curated record